AUGAAUAACUAUAUCCAGGACAGUCCGGCUAAACACUUACGGAAGUCAGAAGCUGCUGUAUGUAGAAUCGUCUGUCUAGAAUGUAAGGCUAAGCUCGAUAGUAAUUUAGAGGGCUUUAAGGUACACGUCCGCGAUAAUGCCUCUGAGUAUAGUUAUCUAACUAGUGAUACCGCUAUUGCAGAUGCUUUUAGAUGGAUCAGCUUAAUAUCUCCGCACACAUCGAUCGCCCCCCAACCAGAAACAAAGCCUAUUUCUUAUGAACAACUGGUGGCCGAAGUGAAGGGGAUCUACGCAGGCCUGGUUAUGAUUGAAACUAAGUGUAUCAAGGUUAAUAAUGCCUAG
This is a messenger RNA of Clonostachys solani, 342 nucleotides long. NCBI's taxonomy places the organism in Eukaryota, Fungi, Ascomycota, Sordariomycetes, Hypocreales, Bionectriaceae. The record is from the annotation of a GenBank genome assembly.